Lingula anatina is the source of this 4089-nucleotide messenger RNA. RefSeq names its product usherin-like. Gene Ontology annotation, molecular function: protein binding. NCBI's taxonomy places the organism in Eukaryota, Metazoa, Brachiopoda, Lingulata, Lingulida, Lingulidae. The record is from RefSeq and is a predicted model, not a curated record.
AUGGCACCUGCUCAACUGAAUGGGAAUGUCAGCUAUACUGCUUACUUUGAAGGCUACUUUUAUCAGGAUCCAGAAAACUGGAAUUACAACCUGGUCACUGAGAACCGUGGUCUGUACACCAGUGGGGAGUCUGAUACAUGGGUAACUAUUGACAGCCUAGUGCCAUAUUCCCAGUACAGGGUGACAGUCAGAGCUGCUAACACCAAGGGCUCCAUUCUCAGUAAUGAGAUGGUGGCCAAUAUGCCACAGGGAUCACCUGAUGGAGUGGCACCCCCUACACUCACAUCACCAAGCUCCACGUCUAUCAGAGCCACCUGGCGGCCAGUGGGAAGAGCUAAUACAGAUACACAACCAGUGUUUCAACUACAGUUUAGAGAGACCACAACUGGAGCAUUAGUUCAAGACCUUUUUGCGCAGCCUACCACUGCCACUACCUAUCUGAAGACUACUCUGACUCCAUACACUCGCUAUGAGUUCCGCCUGGUGGCCAGUAACACUGUGGGCUCCACACAGACAGAAUGGGUCUCACUUUUUACCAGACAGGACAAACCUGGCGCUAUAGACCCGCCAAUGACAACCAAUGUCAAGUCACGCUCCAUUGAUGUCACUUGGGAACACCCGCUGCAGAGGAAUGGCAUCAUCACACAGUACAGAAUAUACCAGAAUGACCAGUUCCGACAAUCUGUUCCUGGGAAUGUUACCCAGAUUGUGGCCACUGGUUUGAUUCCAUACACAGAUUAUGUGUACAAAGUGGAGGCCUGCACUGUGGCUGGGUGUACCAUGAGUCCAGAGUCUCAGUCUGUCAGGACACUUAUUGCAGCACCUGAGGGUGUCCCUGCACCCACCCUGAUCUCUGAGACCCCCACCUCCGUCCUCAUCUCCUGGGGUCCCCCUACCUUCCCUAAUGGUGACCUGACAGGUUACACCAUAGAGCGCCGCCUUAGGAACACCAGUGCCAUCACACUGGUGGCCCUCAUUGGCACCGCUAAUCCCAGGAGAUAUGUUGACCAGGCUGCAGUGCUGACACCUUAUACAGAGUAUGAGUAUCGCAUAUUAGCAUCCACUGUUGUGGGUACUGGGUAUGGACCAUGGGCAGUGGUGACCACACGCUCUUCAAGACCUAGUCCUCUGAAUCCUCCAGUAGUUGACAUAUUGGGUCCAACAUCUGUACGUGUGAACUGGAAAGCACCUACAAAUCCCAAUGGAAUCCUGGAAUAUUACAUCAUCAAGUUUCCCAUUCCAAGAAUAGAGCUGAGGAAUACCAGUAUAUUGUCUCUGGAGGUGGAUGACCUGUUGCCUUACACUGAGUAUACUGUCACAGUGACUGCUUGUACAGAUGGUGGCUGCAGUGAAAGUCAGCCUCGUGUUAUCAGAACAGAAGCUACAUACCCUGCAGGCCAACAGCCACCAGUGGCUCUACCUAUUUCACAAACACUGAUCUCAGUCACAUGGCAGGCUCCACCCAAUCCCAAUGGACCUAACAUAAGAUAUGAACUGGCCAGGUUAAAACUGAGGCAGCCUUUGGAUGAUCAAGCAAUAGGUUUUAACGUCUGGAACAGUAUCUACACGGGCAGCAAUACCAACUUUGAUGACCGCGGUCUGACAGUGUUCACCACCUAUGUGUACAGGGUCACAGUGUACAAUGACUUUGGUCCUAUGAUCAGUGACAAUUCUGAGGAGGUGACAACUUCUGGGGGAGUCCCACAGGCACCUGCUAACCUCACUGCGGUCCCUGUCAGCCAUGUCCAGGUUGGACUAUCUUGGAGCACACCAGAUGAGGUGACCCUCCAAGGCUUUGUAGACAGAUAUGAGGUCAUCAUCAGCAGCCCUGCUCUAAACACAACCAAGACUUAUGACUCAGACACCCAGCAGACGGUGAUAGACAGCCUCAGUCCCAACACAAGGUACCAGUUCUUGCUGAGGUUGUACAUCAAUGGAGGGGCAAGCAUAGACAGCAGACCUGUGUAUGCUACCACAUUAGAUGGAGCUCCAGAAGGGCUCCCUCCUCCACAGCUCUAUGUGGUCAGUGACACUGCAUUGAGAGUGACCUGGACAGCUCCAGCCAAACCCAAUGGUCAGAUAACAGGAUAUUAUAUCUAUAUCAAUGGACAGAGAGUGGACCCAGCAAUGACCACUGCUGGAUCUUAUGUACUCCAGAAUCUUCAGCCUUACACCAUAUAUGAUAUAAAGAUUCAAGUAUGCACAGUAUUUGACUGUCUGAUGAGUGACACAACUCAAGGAACAACAGCAGAGGCCAUAGCCCAGGACGUGCUGCCACCUACACUUGAUGUGAUAGACUCCUACUCCAUUGGCAUCAACUGGACAGCACCAAGUCGCCCCAACGGGAUCAUUGUACGUUAUGAAAUUAUGAGGAAAGCCAUGCUGCCAUGUGAUUUGAUUCAGCAACCAAUGACCACAGCAGUUCCUAGCAGUGAGAAGUGUUCUUAUAUUGAGUGUGGAAUACUGGAGGGGGUGUGUGGCAGCCAGUGCUUCUCUGGACCCAAGACUUGUUGUGGUGGUGUCCUCCAUGAUAAUCGCCUUGGAUACGAGUGCUGUGGUACAGACUACAUUCCUGGAAGACAAAGUGCAGAUGACGUCUGCUGCGCUGGGAAGUUCUAUCCAAGACAGGACCAUUUCCAAUGCUGUGGAGGACGAUAUGUAGAAGUCCGUCCUGACCAGAUCUGCUGUCCAGACCCCACCGAGGACCGAGUGGACGUUGGUUUUGGUGAUCAGUGCUGUGGCUCUAUACCUUAUGACUCCAGUGGGGCUCAGCUGUGUUGUACUGGUACCCUGUAUGACAAGUAUGGUAAACAGUGCUGUGGCAGACAGUUGAUAGAGAGUGAUGUCACAUGUUGUGGUGGUAGUGAGGAGGGGAUAGCAUACACAACCAAUGUACAGAACACCUGCUGUGGUACAGAGUAUGUCCCAACUGCUACCACUGCUUGCUGUGUGGAUGAGGAAGGAAAAGCUAAGUCUCACACAUAUGACAGUGCUACAGAGAAGACUAAUUCCAAUGAGAAAUGCUGUGGUACAGAGAGAAUCUCCUCAGGACUCAGUUGCUGCAACAAUGUGGGCUUCAAUCCCAUCAGUCAAGUGUGUGCUGACCGCUCCAGCAUGGAAUCUGGCUGUGGUUCCAGUACUGUUUGCCAAUCCACACAAAGCCUGAGUGCCUUCUGUGAUAGCUGUCAGUUCAACAGCAGCACCAGUAUAUGUGGGUCUGUCAGUGGACCCUUGGCACCCACCACACCCACCUCCCCACCCACACUACAACCCACCACAUGUGAGGAUGGACCCCAUAGGAUAUACUCGGGACUAGGACUCAGUUAUACUGAUGCUGGCCUGUACCCGUAUAUAACCUAUGAGUAUUCUGUUGUGGUUGUGAACCGUGCUGGUAGCCAGGCAAGUGACUACGCCUCAGCCACCACCAUGCAGGCAAAACCUGAACAGGUGGCUCCACCAACAUACAAGAUAGUCCCAUCCCAGUUAGACACCAUCUAUCUGAGCUGGAAGGAACCAGGGAAACCUAAUGGUGCCAUCACUGCCUAUAUUCUGUUGAGAAGUGGUGUAGAGAUCUACAGGGGUCUUGGUAUGCAGUACAUGGACAACAACAACAUCAAACCAUACCAGACAUAUACUUAUCUGAUGAGAGCAUGCUCUCUGGCGGGAUGUACCAACAGUGAACCUGUCACAGUGGCAACACUGCAGGCAGCUCCAGAGCAGGUGCUGCCCCCUACAGUUACUGUUCUCAACUCCUCGGCUAUCCACCUGGCCUGGACUCCCCCUGGUAAACCUAAUGGUAUUAUAACCAGCUACCAGAUAUGGCAAGAAGGAGCAGGCAAUAUUCACACUGUCAGCAGUGGGGAGCUGGAACACACAGUAAAAGGGCUGCUGCCUUACACAGAGUAUGAGUUCUACCUUAAGGUGUGCACCCAGGAGGCUUGUACUAGCAGCUCUACUGUGGCAGCAAGGACAGCCGAGGCUGCACCACAGGAUGCCAUAUCGGGGCAGUUUGAUGAUGAUGACUACGCCUCCAGUCACCCAGUAAGUGUCACCAAGGAGCAGACAGUCUUCACAGACACUCAUUUAUAG